AUGGCUUCUUUCGGCAAGAUUGGCGAAGAGGAGGGCAAGUGCUUCAAGGGCCGGAUCAAAUCAUACCAGCCGGGCAACGGCUAUGGCUUCAUCGAGUGCCCAGAGACAUACCAGGACUUUGGCCGUGAUGUGUACUUGAGCCGACAGCAGCUGGAGCAAUUGCGCAUUACCACAAUUCCAUCCAGCACGGAUGUCACAUUCAAGGUUUACGUCCGUGAUGGCAAGCCACAGGCAUACGAUUUGGAAGUGCUAAGCCAUCCAAGGGAUGGGAGAGGUUGCGGCUACAGCGCCCCUUCCGUGGGAGGCUCCAACACUCUCGGUCCCGAGGCAGGGUUCGAGCUCCGGGCCAAGCAAUGCGAGCACGCGCUGAAUCGCUUUGCAGACUGCUUGCGGACUUUGUCUGAGAGCCUGGAUUUGCACGGCCUAGACCAGCAAUCUCGCCGGGCACUGCAGGAAGCGGAUGCAGUGCUACGUUGCGAGGAGUGCCGUCGGGAUGAGCAGACGCAAGGCUCGAAGAUCCUGCUUCUCUUAGAGCAGGCACGACACAAAUGGGACGACAGGAACAACCUGUGUCACCGAGCCCUCAGAAACGCGCUGAAGCAACGACUUGAGGCGCCAGCGGAGCCUGUCGAGAUGAUGAUAUCAAGGCUGCGGUUCACACAAGCCAGCCACAGCAAGAGGUUUCUGCACGGCCCCCAUGCUGGACAGCGCAUUGAGUCUCUGACAAGGCAGCUGCUUCACGGAGAGACUGCUUUGGACGAUCCUUCCAUGCUGUUGAAUGUCGUGUACUUCCACGGCUCGUACCGUUCCCUCAACAACCGGCACUUGACAGCCAUCGUGAAGUACGCCGAGGAAAUGGAGACACAGAAUCGAUUGCCCAAGAAGUGCCGUGUCCGCGUUUGGCCGUUGGUUCGUGGCUUGCGCAUGAUUUUUGAGGAUGGCUCGGAACAGGAAGUUAUCCGCAAGUUUCUCCGCUCCAACGACAGUGUAAGUGACGGCCGCAGUAUCACAUGCAAGCGGCGAGCAGGACAGCAGACGGCCGUAAACCAAGAAGUGUGCGUCCACCUUUCCAACUUGGAUGCGAAAGUGGAAGAGCCUGAACUCUACUGGCACCUUAGAGAAGGCUUGCAGGACUUUAACAACUACAAGGUGACGAUCGCGCGGCGUCCGGAUGGACGCUCCAACUGCCACGGAUGGGUGAUGCUGGAGAACCUAGAGGAGGCAGAGAGGCUGCUCAAGGCGGAUGUGCCGCCACUGAGAGGUCGGUGCCUGAAGCUGCGAUUGGACAAUGUCUCCGCCUCAAAGCUGCGAGGCUCUGCAGGCGGCGGGUGGGUGCGCUGCAGGAACUGCCAAGAAGCGUGUGCUCCUCUUCUCGAUGUGCUGUUGGUGGAAGAUGUACGGCUUCGGCGAGAUGCGGUCUCUGCCAGGCACUUCGAUGAGGCACCCACAUUCUUUUGUAUCGGGAAGGAAGACUCCUUGCAAAACUGCGACGUGAUUUCCCCGCACCCCGACUCAGCCGAGAUGUCAUUCAAGCUUUCCCUCAUUAGAUGCAAGUGUCAGAUGGAUCUCGGCAACAUACAGAAGGCUUCCCGCAUGCAGGGGAAUGUGGGGGAGCUCUUAGGCGAGCGGGUCGUCCACUUCAAGUGUGCAUCCCUUCUCCUAGAGCUCUCCGACCGCCAAGAUCUUCUCUUGGAGGUGCGAAAGUGGCAGUACUUGGCGCAAGCGACGGGUCGGGAGUCUCCGUACCGCCUGAGUCAGCUGACCGUGUCGGAAGCCAUCGACAGCCUCGGACUGAGUCUAAACUCGAAGGUGCCAGAGACAAACACCCAUCGCCAUGCGCGCGUCGUUCCGAAGAGGUCGGUCAGAGCGUAG
Molecule: messenger RNA, 1872 nt
Organism: Symbiodinium sp. CCMP2456
Lineage: Eukaryota; Dinophyceae; Suessiales; Symbiodiniaceae
Source: the annotation of a GenBank genome assembly